AUGGUGACCAGCAUCUGUCUCUGUCUGAUCAUCGUCACCUUGGCCUCUUCCUCCAGGCUGGUGUGUUACUAUAACAGCUUGGCUGAAGACAGAGCGGAGUACGGGAAGUUCACAGUUUCAGACAUUGAUCCAAACAAGUGCACCCAUCUGAUCUACGCCUUUUCUGACAUUAAUAACCAACAUGAGCUGGUCCCCAGCAGAGCAACUGACAUACAACAGUAUGAGGCCUUUAAUGGACUCAAAACCAGAAAUCCACUGCUCAAAACCCUGUUGGCGGUUGGUGGCCUGACCUUUAACACACAAAAAACAGCAGAUAACCGAUUACUGAUCACUGCCAGUGUCUCUGCUGAGAAAGCAAUCAUCGAUGCCAGUUAUGAAGUCCCACAGAUUGCAAAGUACCUGGAUUUCAUUAAUGUGCUGACAUUUGACUUUCACGGCCCCUGGGAAAGUGUCACAGGACAUCACAGCCCCUUAUAUCAGCGAUCCCAGGACACUGGAAACAAAACCUACUUUAACACUGACUUUGCCAUGCAGUACUGGCGGGACCAGGGAGCACCACCAGAAAAGAUAAACAUGGGGUUAGCAGCAUACGGGCGAGCAUUUAACCUCUCCUCUGCAUCCAGUAAUGUUGAAGAACCAGCCAAUGGUCCUGGUGAGGAAGGCUGCUACACCGGUGAAGAAGGAUUCUGGGCCUAUUAUGAGAUUUGCCUUUAUCUUGAGGGGGUUACACCCCAGUUGAUAACCGAUCAGAAAGUUCCAUAUGCCAUCGCAGAAAACCAGUGGGUUGGAUUUGACAACAAUGACAGCCUGAAUACCAAGGCCAGUUACCUGAAAGCUAACAACUUUGGAGGAGCCUUUAUCUGGUCUCUGGACCUGGAUGACAAAAGUGGGCAGUUCUGUAAAACAGUCAAAUGCCCCCUCAUCAGCCACCUGCAUGCUCUACUGGUUCCAGGUUUUCCUGAUCUAAGUACCACUAAUACUACAAGUACUGCUCCUAAAACGACUCCCACUACAAUAACCACAACACCCGCUCCCCCAACAACAGCUGCUGCCACAACUGCAGCUCCUACAACUACAGCAGAGGAUCCAGUGAGUCCUCCACAGACCAGAUAA
Messenger RNA from Epinephelus moara (kelp grouper), 1113 nucleotides. Its product is annotated as chitotriosidase-1-like. The record is from RefSeq and is a predicted model, not a curated record. The transcript is spliced from 11 exons. Gene Ontology annotation, cellular component: extracellular region. NCBI's taxonomy places the organism in Eukaryota, Metazoa, Chordata, Actinopteri, Perciformes, Serranidae. Gene Ontology annotation, biological process: chitin catabolic process; carbohydrate metabolic process. Gene Ontology annotation, molecular function: chitin binding; chitinase activity. The coding region runs from base 1 to 1113 and encodes 370 amino acids.